Lingula anatina is the source of this 561-nucleotide messenger RNA. RefSeq lists its product as uncharacterized. The record is from RefSeq and is a predicted model, not a curated record. NCBI's taxonomy places the organism in Eukaryota, Metazoa, Brachiopoda, Lingulata, Lingulida, Lingulidae.
AUGGCGGAUAUUGAAUGUAUGUACUACCAAGUCAUAGUCCCAGAAAAGGACAGAAAUGCUUUACGCUUCUUAUGGUGGGAGAAUGACUCACUCGUGCAUUAUCGUAUGCGCGUCCACCUGUUUGGAGGUAAGUGGGCAGGUAGUGCUAGUUGUUUUGCGCUUAGGCGCACUGUGCAGGAUCAUGACGUCACUGAUUUGGUGCGUGGGACGGUUCAGCGGAAUUUUUACAUUGACGACAUGUUGAAGUCUGUGAAGACAAAAGAAGAUGCCCUUGAGGUAAUUGUCGAUGUGAAAAGGGCUCUUCGUGAUGGGGGUUUCAAACUUACCAAAUUUGUAGUCAAUGAUUCUGAGCUGUUAGAUGUUAUUGCCCAUGAAGAUCGGGCAGUUGAGGUGAAAGAGCUGACUCAUGGGGUGCAUGCAAAAGCGUUGGGUAUGAUGUGGGAAGUUGAUUUGGAUGUUUUUCACNAUGGUGGGAGAAUGACUCACUCGUGCAUUAUCGUAUGCGCGUCCACCUGUUUGGAGUUCACCGUCAUCAGUUUGUGUCAAGACGUGUGUAAAUAA